CCACUACAACGCACAGCGCAACCGCACACCCAAUCUCCAACAGUCCGCCACAAUCCACCAUGUCUGCCUCACACUCCCGCGACCCCCGCCGGACCUCCACAGCCCCGAAACGCACAUCUCUCCUCCCGCGCCCCUCGUCCAUCGCAAUCGACCCCUCGGCGCUGAUCGCCCAGCACGCGCAGCUCACAGGCACCCACCCGAUCACCAUCGGCCCCGGCGCAGUGCUGCACCCACAUGCCAAGGUUAACAGCACAGGCAGCGUGGUAAUGCUCGGGGAAGGGUGUGUGGUGUUUGAGCGGGCGCGGGUGGGGAUUGCGGAGGUGGAGGAGAGGGGUGCUGCUGGGCUAGGAGGGAGGCAGAGUGGGGUGAGGGAUAGUAUGAGAGGGGAGGGUGUGGUUUUGGGGCGAAACGUGGUUGUCGAGACGGCUGCGGUUGUUGAGGGGAGCGAGAUUGGGGAGGGGAGUGUGAUCGAGGUUGGUGCUGUUGUGGGGAAGGGGGCCAUAGUUGGGAGGUACUGCACCAUCUCAGCGGCAUCCAUCGUCCCUCCGUAUACCACGCUCCCAGACUACACAGUCGUGUUCAGCGGUUCCCAGAAGCGCACUGACAAGACCCUUCAACAGCGGCCGGAUAUACUCGAGGCAAAGAUGGCGAUACACAACAAACAGCUGGAUAUGUUCAGGCGGCUGAUUGCAAACAACAUUGCAAAGUGGACAGGAUGAAGAAUAUGGGCAAUGAGGUCAAGACAAUCUUCUCCUUAUAUACUCAAGCAUGCGGCGGCUACAGGGAAUCGGAGGUGGCGAAUUGAACAGAGACAGCGCCCAGGAACGCAAUCCGUAAUAGCCCGUGUACACGGUACGUGAAAUGGCGACGAACCGAAUCGCUAGCAGCGAAGAGGCGCGACAACAACACUUCGGGGUCCUACAAUCGGACAAGGGUGUUGGUCACAAGUCAUUACGUUUUGAUCGCAGCAUCGUAGCCAUGAAUUGACCCUUCCAUUCAACAUUAGAAGGGCAAGAGUGCGCAUGUUCAUGCAACAGUCUUACCACGGUGCAACGUAAAUAUUUAGCCGGGUCAGUCAUAACGAAUCCAUGAAUGUUCCCAUCUGGACUCCUUGUCAAUCUGAUCACAAUCUCCCCUUGCUACC
Boeremia exigua is the source of this 1144-nucleotide messenger RNA. RefSeq names its product trimeric LpxA-like protein. Lineage: Eukaryota; Fungi; Ascomycota; Dothideomycetes; Pleosporales; Didymellaceae. Gene Ontology annotation, cellular component: dynactin complex. The record is from RefSeq and is a predicted model, not a curated record. The coding region runs from base 60 to 719 and encodes 219 amino acids. Gene Ontology annotation, biological process: mitotic spindle organization. Gene Ontology annotation, molecular function: dynein complex binding. The transcript has 2 exons.